Molecule: messenger RNA, 2322 nt
Organism: Gilbertella persicaria
Lineage: Eukaryota; Fungi; Mucoromycota; Mucoromycetes; Mucorales; Choanephoraceae
Exons: 12
Coding region: 1-2322 (773 amino acids)
Biological process (GO): double-strand break repair via homologous recombination; error-prone translesion synthesis
Cellular component (GO): zeta DNA polymerase complex; nucleus
Molecular function (GO): nucleotide binding; DNA-directed DNA polymerase activity; DNA binding
Source: RefSeq, a predicted model, not a curated record
AUGAAUGAUUUCGAUAUUUCUCGUAUUGGGCUUGGUGCUUCUCGUCUUGCAGUUGAUUAUACCGAGACAGAAGAACAAUUGUUUAGUAUCUUGAUUGGUAAAGUAAGAUACUAUGAUCCUGAUAUGCUCGUUGGUUAUGAAACACAAAAUUCUUCUUGGGGCUAUUUAGUUGAAAGAGGAGCACAGCUAGGUUAUCAUCUUUUAGAUGAACUCUCUCGAGUCAUUAUGACAACAGAGACAAUCAAAAAAGAUCAAUGGGGCUAUAAAAAAGCUUCUAGUUAUCGAAUAUUAGGCCGCCAUAUGCUGAAUGUAUGGCGACUUAUGCGACAUGAGCUCACAUUAACCAGCUAUACACUUGAGAAUGUCGCAUAUCAUUUACUUCAUCACAGAAUACCACAUUAUGCAUAUUCCAUCUUAACAAAUUGGUAUACUGAAGGACCGCCUAUUCUCAAGUAUCGUUUGUUUGAGUAUUACAUGAAACGCGUUCAACUUAAUUUAGAAAUCCUUGAUGCUUCACAAGUCAUCAGUCGAAUGUGUGAAUCAGCUCGUGUGUAUGGCAUUGAUUUUUAUGCAGUCAUGACAAGAGGAUCGCAAUAUAAUGUAGAGUCUAUUAUGUUUCGUAUUGCAAAGCCAGAGAAUUUCAUGUUGAUAUCGCCUAGUCGAAAACAGGUCGCAUCUCAACGGUCGCUUGAAAUACUGCCUCUUGUGAUGGAACCAAUUUCUCAGUUUUAUAGUAGCCCAAUGGUUGUGCUUGACUUCCAAAGCUUGUAUCCCUCGAUCAUGAUUGCCUAUAAUUACUGUUACUCUACCUGUUUAGGAAGAAUCCGUCAGCCUCAAAGUGAUUCAAGAUUUGGUGUACUUGAAUCGUUUGAAUUAGAAGAAGGUCUUUUAGAUGCCUUAAAAGAGCAUAUUAAUGUAUCACCCAAUGGAGUCAUGUUUGUCAAGCCAGCCAUUCGUAAGAGCUUAUUGGCCAAAAUGCUGUAUGAACUCUUGGACACAAGGGCCAUGGUCAAGCGAGCUAUGAAAGACUACAAGGAUGACUCGGGUCUUUUAAGAAUGUUGGAUGCCAAACAGUUAUCAUUAAAGCUUUUAGCUAAUGUAACGUAUGGUUAUACAUCUGCCUCUUAUUCAGGAAGAAUGCCUUCUGUAGAAAUUGCGGAUAGCAUUGUAUCGACUGGUCGCGAAACUUUAGAAAAGGCAAUUCGUCUAGUCAAUGAGACAGAGAAAUGGGGUGCUCGAGUGAUUUAUGGUGAUACAGAUAGUAUGUUUGUUUAUUUUCCAGGCAAGACAAAAGAAGAAGCGUUCAAACUUGGGCGUGAGAUUGCAGAUACCGUGACCAAGUUGAACCCUGCGCCUGUCAAACUUAAAUUCGAGAAAGUGUAUCAUCCUGCGGUCCUCUUGGCCAAGAAACGUUAUGUGGGUUUCAAGUACGAAAACGAGACGGACACAGAACCAGUGUUUGAAGCCAAAGGUAUCGAAACUGUUCGAAGAGAUGGAAUAGCAGCUACUCAAAAGAUACUUGAAUCAUCUCUUAAGAUUUUGUUUCGUACACAAGACAUGUCUGAAUUAAAGGAGUUUCUGUAUCGACAAUGGACAAAGAUUUUAUCAAAUCGAGUACCCUUACAGGACUUUAUUAUUGCAAAAGAAGUUAGAAUGGGUACCUAUUCAAGUCGAGGUGGGCCUAAUGGUGCAGUCAUUGCUCAAGAACAAAUGAACGUAGACACAAGAGCAGAGCCUCAGUAUGGAGAACGUGUGCCUUAUGUUGUAGUUUAUCGUGGACCUAAUGCAAGGCUAAAAGACAAGGUGUUACCACCAGAACAAGUACUAGCAGACAAUUCAUUGAGGUUAGAUGCUGAAUAUUAUAUUCGAAAGCAAAUCAUCCCACCACUGGCCCGAGUCUUUAAUCUGAUGGGCGUAGAUAUUUUGUCAUGGUAUGAAUCUAUGCCUCGAUCUGUAAAAGUAGCAGCACUCAAUCUGGCUCGGACAACAGAAAACAAGUCUCGAGGCAUUACACGAAUUGACCAAUACUAUGCUAGUUCGCAUUGUAUUGUUUGCCGUCAAAAAGCAGAUCAAUCCAUUUGUGAGCAAUGUCAAAAAGAUCCUGUCACGGUCAUGUAUAAUCUCUAUGCCAGACAACACGCAACUCAAGACAAGUACAGAAAACUGUUGCAAACAUUUGUUAUUUCAGCCAGUCUUGAAUCAUUUGCAGAUGUGCCUUGCAGUUCGCUCGAUUGUCCCAUCUUUUAUCAAAGGCACAAAGCAAAAGAAGAUGUCAAAAUGACAUUGCAUUAUGACACUUUGAUGGAUAACUUUUCCUCUUAG